AAAUCUGCCUGGAAAUCUUUAGGAUUCCUUGUAUGAUAUUUAUGAUAUGAUAUUCCUUAUAUGAUACAUAUAUGGUUGUUAGUAAAAGGAUAUAGGGAAUCCUUACCCAUCCCUCAAGAGUGGCCCCUCGGGUUUCUGCCUUGGCCAGAAAGGACCAAAAGUGUUAACUUGCUAAUGAGGAGGAGGAAUGGUAUAGAAAGGUGGUACCUUAGUGCUUCCUAUUCUCUAAGACAUCUUAAAGCCCUUAACACUCCAGCUGUUAAUUUUGCCAGCUUCCAAAGAUUACAGAAAAAUGGACCAUAAAUUCAGAAAUUAUGCAAGCUGUAUGACUUGCUGCAGGCUGCAAAUUUUUGCUAAAAUGGAGGAGUUAUAAUUAAGCAAGCCAAUGCAAGAAAUGAGCUAAGGCAGAGUAAACUGAAUUAUCAUGGAACAUUGCUUUUCCAUCUUAAAUUCUUCUAACAAAUCUUGGUUCUGAGGCUUUUUGUCCUGCAUUGUGGCCGCAGGUUUUUUUUGGGGGAAAAAAAAAUCUAACUGCCCACAACAUCUGGUUAAGAUUAGGGCAGUUUCCUGCCUAAGGAGGGAGGGGAAAGAGAAAGGAAGAAAUGCAUAAGGAAAGUGAGGCAAUAGUAAAUGUCUCAUAGAGAACAGGAAACACUGUUAACUUUUACAUUGUUCUCUUCUGACAAGAUCUAGAAAAGUGCCAGAAUUUAGGCAAGGAGGAGAAUGCCCUGAAGAAAUAAUCAAGACACAAAACUUAGCCAGAAAUCUCUCCUUUCUGUAUUCUGCAACCCCACUCCCACCUUGCCAGUACCUGUUCAUCUCCAAGCCUGCUUGGGACAGUGGAGGAGGCAGAGAUGAGUCCAUUCUGGUUGUACAGUUUGUACCCCUUUUUUGGUUGUCUGUGCAAGCGUGUGUAUGAGAGAGUGUUAUUUGAAUCUCCCUAGGUCAAAAUACUUGGAAUCAGAUGUACCAGUACCCCAUCGAAAUUUAGGCCCUCCUAUAAAUGAUUAAUUUAUCAUAUGAAAAAUCACCAUUCUCUGUUUCCCUUCCUCAUAUAGCUUACUUUUCGCUGCCUAAUGGUUCAGAGGAAGGGGUUCUUUGAGAUCAUGAAUCCCUGGAUUGUUACUGUGUGUGCAUGCAUUUUUCUGAUGAGAGGGACUAUGUACUUUUAUUAGUUUCUCAAGGGAGCCUAUAACUCCUAAAAGGUUAAGAGCCACCUGUCUAGGAAUAUGACUCCAGCUAUUUCCUAAUCCCAAGCCAGGCUGUGAACCUCCUGCCAAAUGAAAAGAGUCUCCCCUAAUUAUGCCCUUCCCUAGGAUGUGGGGACUCAAGGUUCUGCUGCUACCGAUGGUGACCUUUGCUCUGUACCCUGAGGAGAUACUGGACACCCAGUGGGAGCUAUGGAAGAAGACCCACAGCAAGCAGUAUAAUAGCAAGGUGGAUGAAAUCUCUCGGCGUUUAAUUUGGGAAAAAAACCUGAAGUAUAUUUCCAUCCAUAACCUUGAGGCAUCUCUUGGUGUCCAUACAUAUGAACUGGCCAUGAACCACUUGGGGGAUAUGACCAGUGAAGAGGUGGUUCAGAAGAUGACUGGACUCAAAGUACCCCCUUCUCAUUCCCGCAGUAAUGACACCCUUUAUAUCCCAGACUGGGAAGGCAGAGCCCCAGACUCUAUUGACUAUCGAAAGAAAGGAUAUGUUACUCCUGUCAAAAACCAGGGUCAGUGUGGUUCCUGUUGGGCUUUUAGCUCUGUGGGUGCCCUGGAGGGCCAACUCAAGAAGAAAACUGGCAAACUCUUAAAUCUGAGUCCCCAGAACCUGGUGGACUGUGUGUCUGAGAAUGAUGGCUGUGGAGGGGGCUACAUGACCAAUGCCUUCCAAUAUGUGCAGAAGAAUCGGGGCAUUGACUCUGAAGAUGCCUACCCAUAUGUGGGAGAGGACGAAAGUUGUAUGUACAACCCAACAGGCAAGGCAGCUAAAUGCAGAGGGUACAGAGAGAUUCCUGAGGGGAAUGAGAAAGCCCUGAAGAGGGCAGUGGCCAGAGUGGGACCCGUCUCUGUGGCCAUUGAUGCAAGCCUAACCUCCUUCCAUUUUUAUAGCAAAGGUGUAUAUUACGAUGAAAGCUGCAAUAGUGAUAAUCUGAACCAUGCAGUUUUGGCAGUGGGAUAUGGAAUCCAGAAGGGAAACAAACACUGGAUAAUUAAAAACAGCUGGGGAGAAAACUGGGGAAACAAAGGCUACAUCCUCAUGGCUCGGAAUAAGAACAACGCCUGUGGCAUUGCCAACCUGGCCAGCUUCCCUAAGAUGUAAUUCCAGACAGCCAACCCUGUCCUGGUAUUCCAUUCCUUCUAUGAUGGUACAAUGUAAUAAUGUACUUUGGAAGGGAGUUAGUGUGCCAUUCUUGAAGCAGAUGUGGUAGUACUGAAAUUGUCUCUUCAGUUUCCCCAUUGUUUGUACUUCAAGUGAUCCCUGCUACUUUUCUCCUCUCCACUGGAGUCUUUUUUCAUCAUGGCCACAGCAGGAAUUUCCCUGACAGAUGCGCACUCUUAGGCUAAGAGAUGUGACCACAGCCUGCCCCUGUGAGUUGUCCUGGGGCUGAUGCUGUCCAGAUAGAGGCUAGAGAUCGUCAUGUAGGCUAGAUUCUCAUUCACUAGGAUUAGUUAGCUUUAACCACCCUGGAGGACUAGGGUGACCUGACUUCUCAGUUUCCAAAUACCCUUCUUCUAUAUCCUCAAGGUAGAAAGUUCUGUAUUUUCCACUGCAAUUCAUAAAUCUAUUCGUAAGUCUUUGGUACAAGUUUACAUGAUAUAAGAAAUGUGUUUUCUUUUCCUUUCUUUGCAUUUUUGAAAUAAAGUAUUUAUCUCUUGCCUACAAUUUAAUAAAUAGUAUUUAGUACACAUUCA
Messenger RNA from Lemur catta (Ring-tailed lemur), 2900 nucleotides. It is a transcript of the gene CTSK, whose product is annotated as cathepsin K. Gene Ontology annotation, cellular component: lysosome. Lineage: Eukaryota; Metazoa; Chordata; Mammalia; Primates; Lemuridae. Gene Ontology annotation, biological process: immune response. The transcript has 7 exons. The coding region runs from base 1303 to 2307 and encodes 334 amino acids. Gene Ontology annotation, molecular function: cysteine-type endopeptidase activity. The record is from RefSeq and is a predicted model, not a curated record.